Clarias gariepinus (North African catfish) is the source of this 6983-nucleotide messenger RNA. It is a transcript of the gene ttbk2b, whose product is annotated as tau tubulin kinase 2b. Bases 243 to 3038 code for a protein of 931 amino acids. Gene Ontology annotation, biological process: peptidyl-serine phosphorylation; cilium assembly; signal transduction. The transcript is spliced from 15 exons. Lineage: Eukaryota; Metazoa; Chordata; Actinopteri; Siluriformes; Clariidae. Gene Ontology annotation, molecular function: protein serine/threonine kinase activity; ATP binding. The record is from RefSeq and is a predicted model, not a curated record. Gene Ontology annotation, cellular component: ciliary basal body; nucleus; ciliary transition zone.
CAUCGAUGAGCCGACUCUAAAGGCGCUGCGAAAUCCCAUUAAGCGAUUCGUUUUAACUCGUUAUUUUAGUUACGUUACUAUAUCAACAGACAUGUCGCCUUCAUUAAAUCGUCAUGGACUUUUUAUGGAUGACGUUUUCAAGGUUCGGGUUGCGGCAGCUGCGGAUGAAGUGAGAAGCCUGCAUCACUGAUGCCGGAUGCUGAUCCCCUCUGGCUGUGCUCAGUCUGUGCUUGAGCACUAAGAUGAGUGGAACAGGAGAUCAGGCCGACAUACUGUCGGUGGGGAACAUGGUCCGGGACCGCUGGAGGGUGAUUAAGAAGAUCGGUGGCGGAGGUUUCGGAGAGAUCUACGAAGUCCAGGACCAGGCGAACCAGUGCAACGUGGCUCUUAAAGUGGAGUCGGCUCAGCAGCCCAAACAAGUCCUAAAGAUGGAGGUGGCUGUACUAAAGAGGCUCCAGGGUAAGGAACACGUCUGCCGCUUUGUUGGUUGUGGGCGAAAUGACCGAUUUAACUAUGUGGUGAUGGAGCUUCAGGGAAGGAACCUGGCUGACCUUCGGCGCACCAUGACUCACGGUACCUUUUCGGUGUCCACCACGCUCAGACUCGGCCGGCAGAUCCUGGAGGCCAUCGAGAGCAUCCACUCAGUGGGCUUCCUGCACAGAGACAUCAAACCAUCCAACUUCGCCAUGGGACGUCUGACGAGUACUUGCCGAACCUGCUACAUGCUCGAUUUCGGUUUAGCACGUCAGUUUACUAACUCCUGUCAAGAAGUCCGUCCUCCUCGUCCAGUGGCAGGAUUCAGAGGGACUGUGCGCUACGCCUCGAUCAAUGCUCACAAGAACAAGGAAAUGGGUCGGCAUGAUGACCUGUGGUCUCUCUUUUACAUGCUGGUGGAGUUUAUGGUGGGUCAGCUUCCCUGGAGAAAAGUCAAGGACAAAGAGCAAGUAGGAAACUUGAAGGAAACAUACGAACAUCGCCUCAUGCUUAAACACCUUCCUGCAGAGUUUAGCAUCUUUCUCGACCACAUCUCAGGCCUCGACUAUUACACUAAACCAGACUAUCAGCUCCUGAUGUCCGUGUUUGAGAACAGUAUGAAGACGUAUAACGUGAUGGAAAACGAUCCGUAUGACUGGGAGAGGAUCGACUCCGAGGACUCCCUAACGGUAGCGGCUCCGGCCGCCGCGGGCCAGCAGCUGACUCGUCUCACGCCAGCAUACUUGGGCAUGGCCAACGCCUCUGCAAUCCCGGGUGACAUGCAGCGUGAGAACACAGAGGACGUCCUUCAGGGCGAGCGGCUCAGCGAAGCAGACAAUUGCCCUCCGAUCCCGCCUCAGAGCGCUCAGGGAGCCGAUGUAUGGGAGGAGAUGGAACGCAGCCGAGACCGCAACCGCAAUCACGUCCAGCCGCAGAUUAGAAAGGUGGCCAGCGAAGAUGAAAGAAGUAAAGAGGGCAAUCAGAGCCCUAACAGCGGCUCCGCGCAGGGCUCACCGAGGCGAGUGCACUCCGAGACCUUACUCAUCGACCGCGUGGCUCCGUUAUUGAGGAGGAUGCGUCACAGCCACAGCAUGGGUCUGGACAAGAGGCUGACUCCCGAACCCAAACCUACUAUUGAACGCUUUCUCGAAGCCUACUUAGGAAAGCAGCGACCGGUCCUACCUCAGGAGAGAAUCGGGUGCCGUCCUGAACAGGGUUCUAUGGAGGAUGAAGAAGGGGCAGCCAGCAGCGGCUAUGUAGCAGUGAACCUCAGCCCCGUGCCACAGGAGGGCGACUCUCAGGAGUGGGUGCUGGUGGAGCUGGAAGGAGGCAGCGGAUCAGCGUGCUCCAAGCCCGAUGAGGAGGAACGCUCCACCAGCCCCCUGGCUCUGCCCCGCACCUGGUCCGACCCCCUGCCCCAGAGAGCCAGCAGCCUCGGCGGCCACGGAGAACUCCAUACUGCCCUGUGUCACACCGGCCCUCCGUUUACCCGCAUUUCAGGAUUGCAAGGUCUAACAGGGCUCUCUGGCAUAACGGGGCUGAGGAGGCUGCCAACUAUACAGCCAGCGACGAUGGUUCACAUCAACAGAAGAGAGCUAGAGCAGUUGUCCUGCAGUUUACCACAAUCCAUCCAUCUUCAGCAAAAGGGUGAAAGCGAUCCGGUUCUGGACUCUCCAAGACUCACUGCGGAAGAUGAGCCCAAUCAUCCCCAAGUGAGUUCCCCACCCAAAACCUCGACCCAGCCUCCUGCCACACUGACCGACCAGCUGAGUUUCGUCAAAUCCGCUGAGAAAGACGUAGAGAGCGACUCCGGUUGUCCUGACGUCGCUCCUUCUACAACCCCGAACCAGGGCGAGACUACCGUCGACACGGUCGAUGCAGGCCCCGCCUCCCCAGUCCCGGCCUCUCCUCGGGAUUUGUCCCCGCGGGCCAGCCGCAUUCCCGUGCGCGACCCGGACUCCCCCACCAGGAGGAGCUUUGCGCCGCUCUCACCGUCCCUCUCUUUAUCCUGUGAGCACUUUCCAUCAGCCCUGCUUCGUGACAGGUUCACCUUCCCCUCUGAGCGAGGUUCUCGCGCAUCUGACUUCCAGGCAGACGAUCCGCUCUCGCUUUCCUCUUCCUCGAGCCCGCUGUCCAGCAGGAGCAAGAUUCCGAGACCCAUAAGUCCAACACUGGUUCCGGACCAGUUCUCAGCUCGCUUCGUGCCACGCCCGCCUCCAGGAAAACCGCCCCUCCGCCCAGGGGGCGAGAACAGGCGCAGACGUUACCGCAUCCGCGCCAGCAGCACUAGCGAUACGGAUCUCCUCGACAACCUCACCCAGCUGAUGCAAGAGCGAGGAGGCGUGGCCGUAUCCCGCUACCAACGUACCACUUCCUCCAUCCAGCGCUCAUUAAGCUCCUCCCCUUCUCGUUACGAAGGAGGUCACAGCCAAGCCCCGGUCAGCGUCUUAGGCUGCCCACCGCCACGGAUGUGCGAAGUACGAUUCAAACGCGCGGCCGGGUAUGGUGCUGGAGGCAGAGCGGCAAGUCCUGAGAGCAAAACCACUACAAAGGUCAACAAAUAAGAGGAGAAAGGUGAAGAAGUGACUGUUCUGACGGACCACUAAUGAUUUUAUGGAUUUUAAAAGGUUACAAGCAGCUUUUAAAUUGGUAAUAAUGAAGGCGGGGGAGAGAAAGAAUAGACAUUGUCUAUUUCAGCAAAGUGAGAAAUAAAGUGUAGAGUAAAAUAAAAAUGAAAAAAAAAAAAGCCAACCUCGUUGGCAGAGAUUACUUGAACACAUUGUAUAUAAGCCGACAUUCCCAUACUGAUCUGUUUUUUUUUCUUUUGGCAUUCGAUUUUGCUUAUUAAUGAACCUUUUUAUUCAGUUUCUCGUGUAAUCCUCCUGUGGAAACGUUCAAACGUGCCACGGAUUGAUUAUCAUACAGUCUUCGUAAACAGUUUUUCCCUCAGCUCAAAUGCACUUUAACUUUUAUUAAAUUAGAUGCAAUUACAAAAAAAUUGCAGAAAUUAAGUUUUCAAUCAUCUGGGAGGUGUUCGGGGACUUUGUUGAAGUUUACUUCUUUGCUUGAUUGUGCGACAAAACUAAUGUUUCAGGCAAUUAAGGAAGGUUUACAGCUGACAGUUUAUAUGAUAAUAUCUCCAAAACUAAUUAAUCACACACUCGGUUAAUGUGCAAAUCACAUGGUUUAUAUUAUAUGAAUUACAUCACCAUACAUCCUGGCUUCAAGCCUUGAGCCACGCCAUUUACCCGAGUGAUGCCAAGCAAAUGUAUAUACUGAUCAAGCGGCUCUGUUUGAGACAAUAAACAUGUAACUGACACCAGAUACACUUUAUUGCGAAAAGUAUUCGUUCGCCUGCCUUCACAUGCAUAGGACCUUGAGUUCAUUCCCAGUCCAUAGGGUUUAAUAUGAUGUUGGCCCCGCCCCAAUUUUGCAGCUAUAACAGCUUUAACUCUUCUGUGAAGGCUUUCCACGAGGUUUAGGAGUGUGUUUAUGGGAAUUUUUUGAACGUUCUUUCAGAAGCGAGUUCAGACACAAUUGUCCAAAAUGUCUCGAUAUGCUGAAGCAUUAGGAGUUCCUUUCACUGGAAGUAAGUGGCCGAGCCUAUGUUUUUGUUUUAUUAUGUUUUCCAUAUGGUUAGCAGUGAAUAUGACAAAGUGCUCACAGUUAAAUGUUACUUAACUUGAUUUAUGAUAAAUAAAAAAAAAUUGCACAAACCUACUAAUAAACAAAUACCAAUAACAACAAAAAAAAAUAAUUACUGUAACUGAAAUUAAGCUUACCAAUUAAAUUCAUUCUGGAGGCGAGUUUUUAAUGUGAUAAUUGUUUUGCAACACAAGUUUUCCCAUAGGAAAUAAUAUAAAUAAAAUAAUGUACAGUGGAACCUUGAAUUACGAGUAUAAUUCAUUCCGGAAAUGGGCUCGUAUUCCUAAACACUCGUAAACCAAAUUAAAUUUCCCAUAAGAAGUAAUGGAAACUCAAAUCAUUCGUUCCACAGCCCAAAAAAAUAAAUACAUAAAAAUAAUUAAUACAAAAUAUAAAGUAAAAAAGAAAACAAAUUAACCUGCACUGUACCUUGAAAAAAAAGUAAAAACAAAUCCCGACAGAUAAGUGUUUCUGUUUGUGCGUGCAGGCGCUGUCUGUGUAUAUGAAUACACAGACUCUUUUUCCACUCUUUUCACACACACAACAGAAACACUGUUUAAUUGAAAAAAUAAACAAGAAAUCUCUCUAAUGACACUCGAUUGAGCGACACACUGAGGGAAUUACUGCUGUAAAGUAAAAAUAAAACUAAUUAACCCGCACUUUACCUUUGAAAAGAAUCGUAACAGAGCAGUGUUUCUGUGUAGAGCAGAGAGAAAAAGUGUGUGUUUGUGUGUCUGUGAAGGCGAAAGUAGAAGGGGGCUGUAUGUGUGGCACGGUGUCCAAUGACACGCGCACACACACAGAGCAGGCAAAGAGCAGACUGAGUCUUGAGCAAAGAGAGAAAACGGAUCUUUAACAUCUCUAAUGAGACUUGUUUUUGCUUUACACGCGCGCUGUACACACACGCAUAAAGACACAAAAUAAAAUAUCUUUUAUGCGAACACACGUGGUCACGGUGUUAUAGUAAACAGUACACCCGUGCACAGAUGUUGAUUAUACCGGUAAGACCCACCAGGGGAGACGAUUACCCACAACUCCGCAGAGAAACCGUUGGCUCAGUUGUGAUCAUGUGACGCUCGGCGUCAAAACAAGAAGCGCAUGCGUGAUACAUGAUACUCGGAAACCAAGACUUGCUCGUUUUUCAAAAUUUAUUAAAAAUCUUAAUUUGCAAAAUUCGCAAACCGCGUUACUCGCAAUCCGAGGUUUCAAUGUGCAUAUGUUCCAGCCGCCCAAAAAUAUUACCAACACUAUAAUCAUAUUUUUUUGCAUAUGAAAACAUUAAGAAAAGACGUGUAAAUGAAGUAAAAUAUUAAAUAAACAAACAUUAAACCUCACUUAACCUGUAAUUUAUUUUUUUUUUACACCGGCUGCUUUAAAAACCAAACUGAAAGCGGUUCUGUUUUCUUCUUGCUACCGUCCUUGAUAACAUUGGGAUCCGUGGUCUUGCACAAAAUGCAAAAAAAUAAAAAAUUUCAAAAUUAGUAUACUCGCUUUGCUUUAUUUGGCUUUUCACUGAUGCGAACUAGUUUUAAACGGCUGGUGGACAUGCGUGCGAUUUACCCAGUGUCUAAUUCAGUUCAGUCUGUUCUUUCGUAUGCCGAAAAGGCUUAAUAUGCUGUUGCAAUUUUUUUGCAAAAUUUUAAUUGUUAAGGCGAAAAUUCGUAAGAUAGGGUGUUCAUAUGCCGCAGUCUCGCUGUACUGUAUUUCAGACGUAGCUAUGAUCAGCAACGACGUGCGUCAGACCUGCGUUUUCACAGCCGUGUAUUAUUGACCAUUAUGUGCCAAUAUAUUUGUCAUAUUUACGUAUGUAGUCCGUCAUUUCCAUGUUAUUCAUCUCAAACCUGUGUCAGACGUGUACUUGAAAUCGACACCUGAUUUAUUAUUUUUUAAACCAUAUUGUAUGAAAAAAUUGUAUACACAUUUACAUGAACUUGUUUUACAUGGAUAUUGUCUGUAAUAUAUUUUUUAAUUUUUUUUUCAUUUGCUUAUCCAUGCUGUGUAUAUAUAUAUGUAAAAAAAGACAAGAAAACUGUAAGUAUAAUCACAUAUGUUACAGGCAAGCAUGUGUAUAUAUGUAUUUCAGGGAAUGUAUGUACUGUAAACUACACUAUCUAUCCUAGAAUGUAUUUAUUUAUUUAUUCGACGUGUUAAGAUGACAAUGUAGCCCAGCUGUUCCUCACUGAGGAAGUUAUCUUCAGCGCUUUUCAAAAAAAAAAAAAGACAUCAAUCGAAUGCCAGAUUAGCACUGUGGAAAGAACAAAGUGCUACAGAGCUCCUAUAAUAGUGUGAGCGAUUCACGAAUCAGUGUGGUAUCACCUUUAACCAUUUCAAUACAACAUCCUGUAUCUGUACAUCUUGCAUCAUUAACGCUUCGAUGAUGAGUCUUGCAUCGUUUUUGUUUUUAAUUUUUUGUACUGAAUUAUGUCUGGAAAGGGAAACAAGUGCUACAGAGGUGCAUGUCAGACGGCUUUAAUUAUUGAGAACUUCCAAUCAGGAUCGUUAAAAGCGCAAAACCGAACUUGUUAGCGUCUCCCGUUCAUCCCGCUGUAGCUGAGUGUACUGUGGAGUUAGGCUAGUGCUUCUGCUCGUGACCUCCGAAAGCACCUGUUUACUUUCACAUGCUUUACAUCGGUAGAGCCCUGCUAUAGUAAAUCAGCAUAGUACCUAGUACUUAAGCAAUGUACAGAACCUUAAAGUGUAUAUAAAUAUAAAUACAUAAAGCCUACAUCCUUCAUGUAAUGUAUUUUGCUAACAAACAUCAUUCAGUUUCAAAGAAAAGUCACUACAUCAGAAUGUACAUGUACUCAAAAUAAACAUAAUAAUAAUAAUAAUAAUAAACACUGACAUGCAAGAUAUCUAUCGCA